Messenger RNA from Chiloscyllium plagiosum (whitespotted bambooshark), 1216 nucleotides. The record is from RefSeq and is a predicted model, not a curated record. NCBI's taxonomy places the organism in Eukaryota, Metazoa, Chordata, Chondrichthyes, Orectolobiformes, Hemiscylliidae.
UAGGUUUGCCUUUACCCGGAGACAGCUGAAAAACCUCUGACGUUCUAACUUCAACCAUUUUAAUUCGUAUUUCGUUUUGCUGCUUCCAAGUCUGGUUUCCAAUCCAAUUUUAAAAAGGAGAAAUACAAUGUACAACACAAAAGCUGUUGCAUACUUGUACUGCCUGGUUUUUGCUACAACUUCAGAAAACGUGGAAAUCAGGGCAGGUCCGGCAGAAAACAUCAAUACUGUAACAAGUACAGAUUAUAAAAAAAUGUCUAGCACCUUCUCCAGUGUCAUCUGCAGCACCAGCUCGUCCAGUGCCAUCGAUGAUAGCAGCACACUCAGCAGCACACCCUGUAUCACUGAUGAUAGCAUCACACCCAGUACUACCGAUGAUAGCAUCACACCCAGUACUACCGAUGACAGCAGCACACCCAGUACUACCGAUGAUAGCAUCACACCCAGUACUACCGAUGAAAGCAGCACACCCAGUACCACUGAUGAUAGCAGUACAUUCAGCAGCACAUCCAGUACCACUGAUGAUAGCAGUACAUUCAGCAGCACAUCCAGUACCACUGAUGAUAGCAGUACAUUCAGCAGCACAUCCAGUACCACUGAUGAUAGCAGUACAUUCAGCAGCACAUCCAGUACCACUGAUGAUAGCAGUACAUUCAGCAGCACAUCCAGUACCACUGAUGAUAGCAGUACAUUCAGCAGCACAUCCAGUACCACUGAUGAUAGCAGUACAUUCAGCGGCACACCCAGUACCACUGAUGAUAGCAGUACAUUCAGCAGCACACCUAGUACCACCGAUGAUAGCAGUACAUUCAGCAGCACAUCCAGUACCACCGAUGAUAGCAGUACAUUCAGCGGCACAUCCAGUACCACCGAUGAUAGCAGUACAUUCAGCAGCACACCCAGUACCACUGAUGAUAGCAGUACAUUCAGCAGCACAUCCAGUACCACUGAUGAAAGCAGCACACCCAGCAGCACACCCAAUACCACCGAUGAUAGCAGCACACCCAGCAGCACUUUCAGGUCUACUGGGAGCACCAACACACCAAGCAGCUCCUCCAGUUAUACCAGCAGCAUCAACACACUUAGCAGCACAUCUGGUUCCAGCCUUUCCACCACCAAACCGACUGUGAGGACAUCUACUAUCGUUCAGUCUACAAUUGCGACCCAUACCACCCUCACAUCGACAGCAACCUUAGAAGGUAUUUAUUUAAUCUAG